Molecule: messenger RNA, 1254 nt
Organism: Ogataea philodendri
Lineage: Eukaryota; Fungi; Ascomycota; Pichiomycetes; Pichiales; Pichiaceae
Exons: 1
Coding region: 1-1254 (417 amino acids)
Cellular component (GO): cytoplasm
Molecular function (GO): GTP binding; ATP hydrolysis activity
Source: RefSeq, a predicted model, not a curated record
AUGCCUAGAGAUCCUCUUAUUGGUAUAGUUGGCAAGCCAUCGAGCGGCAAGUCCACGACGCUCAACUCGCUAACGGACGCAAAUGCCAAGAUUGGCGCGUUUCCGUUCACGACGAUCGACCCCAACCGUGCAACAGGGUAUUUGCAGGUGGACUGUGCGUGUGCCAGGUUUGGGAAGCAGGAGCUUUGCAAGCCAAAUUACGGGUGGUGCACCGGGGGAAAACGUCACGUGCCUGUGGAGUUGCUGGACGUGGCCGGUUUGAUCCCGGGAGCGUCGCAGGGACUCGGGCUGGGUAACAAGUUUCUCGACGACCUCAGACAGGCCGAUGCUUUGAUCCACGUCGUGGACGUUUCGGGCACCACCGACGCCGAGGGCAAGGCCACGCGCGGCUACGACCCGGUCAAGGACGUGGAGUGGCUGCAGGACGAGAUCCGGCUCUGGAUCGAGACCAAUCUCAAGAAAAGAUGGGGGUCUAUUGUCAGACGGCACACUGCCACCAAAUCGUCGAUCGUGGAUACUCUUCGCGCCCAGUUCGGCGGAUACGGUGCUACGGCCAGUCUGAUUGCCCGGGCCGUCGACUCGAUUGAUAACUUGCCGCCGUUGGAGGAAUGGGACGACCAUUGGAUUACUACAAUGGUGAAACAUUUCAUGAUGUUCAAGUUCCCCACCGUGUUGGCACUCAACAAGAUCGACCAUCCGGACGCAGACAAAAACGUCAGCAAGAUUUUGCUGAAAUAUCCGGACUCCAGAGCAGUUCUGACCAGUGCUAUCACCGAGGUGUUCCUCAGAAGACUGGCCAAACAAAACUACAUCAAAUACGAGGAAGGAACCGAAUUCAUAGACACCUUGGAAGAUGUUGGUCCGGGAAGUGAUCUCAGACCGCUCGACGAGAAACUGCUGCAAAGAAUAGAAACCAUUAGAGACCUGGUUCUGUUCAGAUUCGGGUCAACAGGCGUGGUCCAGGUUUUACAGGAAGCAGUCAAGGUUCUCGACCUGAUUCCCGUCUUCACAGUCAGAAACAUCCAGACCUUCACUGGAAGCUCGGGAACAAGCGUCUUUAGAGACUGCACGCUUGUCAAACGCGGAACAACCGUUUCCAAGGUGGCUAGAAGCAUCAUGGGAGAAGUCACCAUCGCGGCCAUCGAAGGUGUCGACGGAAAGCGCAUCAGCGCAACAGACACCGUCGACAUCGGCACAAACGAUAUCCUGUCCUUCAAAGUCGUCCCUGGUGGCCUAACCACCUCGUCAGCAUAG